AUGCUCAUAUUUGAUGGCGUUGUGUGGGGCUUUGCAGCCGUGUUCAUCGUCCAGCCGACAUGGCUCGCGAAGAUCCCGUUUACUAGGUUUACCUGGCCGUGUUCACCGUCUGGUCGACAAACAAACGGUGACCCGCCUUACGAGACGUGUUCGGUCACACAUCUGUCAGAACGCCAGUGGCGCACGCGCCAUUUGGGCGCUCAUCUCACGCCGCUUGAUUCUACCGAUCUCUUAGCCGCAGCAUUGCAACGACUUGAGUCUUUUGGGCAGGUUUUAGAACGCUCCCCAGUAACCCUGGUAUUUGACCCUUGUGGAGCAGUCGUUAUUGCAGCAUACUGCCAAAUUCAUUAUAGAUGUGUAUGGCGGCGCACAUCUCAACCGCUCGACCCUGCACAAAGCACAGACAUAGCUUACAGCACGACAUAUCGAGUGUCAUACAUUAUUGGGUCAAGUUGCUCAGCUACUGGAGACGACAAGCAUAAGCCACCAACCAAUUUAUCCCUCGCUGUUCAGUAG
Messenger RNA from Suillus paluster, 516 nucleotides. RefSeq lists its product as uncharacterized. The record is from RefSeq and is a predicted model, not a curated record. The coding region runs from base 1 to 516 and encodes 171 amino acids. The transcript has 6 exons. NCBI's taxonomy places the organism in Eukaryota, Fungi, Basidiomycota, Agaricomycetes, Boletales, Suillaceae.